This is a messenger RNA of Pristis pectinata (smalltooth sawfish), 822 nucleotides long. RefSeq names its product intraflagellar transport 20 homolog (Chlamydomonas) (gene ift20). The record is from RefSeq and is a predicted model, not a curated record. Gene Ontology annotation, biological process: intraciliary transport; centrosome localization; protein localization to cilium. The transcript has 4 exons. Bases 94 to 486 code for a protein of 130 amino acids. NCBI's taxonomy places the organism in Eukaryota, Metazoa, Chordata, Chondrichthyes, Rhinopristiformes, Pristidae. Gene Ontology annotation, cellular component: intraciliary transport particle B; centrosome; Golgi apparatus.
UGUCCGGCCGCCGGUGACGUCACUGGGGUCCGAGGCCAGUCGUCGCCGUGGCAGCGGUUGCCGAAGGCCGGCAGCCCAUUCACACCGAGGGCGAUGGAGGCGCUGGGGGAGGCCGGGCUGCACUUUGACGAGCUUAACAAACUGAGGGUCCUGGAUCCGGAGGUGGCGCAAAACACAAUAGAGCUGAAGGAGGAGUGCAAGGACUUUGUGGAAAAAAUAGGUCAGUUUCAGAAGAUUGUUGGUGGGUUAAUUGAGAUUGUUGAUCAACUUGCAAAAGAAGCUGAGAAUGAGAAGAUGAAGGCCAUAGGGGCCAGAAAUCUUUUGAAGUCAGUCGCUAAGCAAAGGGAAGCACAACAGCAGCAGCUCCAAGCUCUAAUCGCUGAAAAGAAAAUGCAACUUGAAAGAUAUCGGAUAGAAUAUGAUGCCCUGUCAAAGGUAGAAGCUGAACAGAAUGAGUUCAUUGAUCAAUUCAUUCUUCAGAAAUGAAGUGGGAAGGAGAGACACUAAAGAGAAAAGUAUACUCAACAAAACAAUGCAGAGAAGAUUUCAGUGGUUAUUCCAUUAUGCCAUUCCAUCAACAGUGGUUUUACACACAGUGCAUUUUUGAAUUGCUAUUUCAGUGAAUAUAAAGCAUAUAUUUCUAUAAUGCAGAUUUAUAUGUGGUUGUUUUGGACCAUAUCAGCAAUUUUUACUGCACAAUUUUAAAAUACACUUUUUAGGAUACAAUUUCUGAAAGCAUCAAACAGUAAAUAUUGUGUAAAUACUUUUAGCACUUGUUUUGUAUAUUUUAUGUUAUAGCUAAUAAAUCAAUCUUGCAGCAUG